CCCGCCUCCCGCACCCGCGCUCCGCCUCAAAGUCGGGGGUGGCCGACUCAUGCGUCAUCCGGACGCGCUAUUUUGCUGGUGACGCGUUGAUGGUGCGCCGAGUGUCGGUGUUAUGGCGGCGGUGGACAAUAGAGAUAACCUUCUGGGAAUUUCAUGGGUAGACAGUGCUUGGAUUCCAAUUCUAAAUCCAGGGAAUGUGCUCGACUACUUUUCUGAAAGAAGCAACCCAUUUUAUGAUCGAACUUGCAACAAUGAGGUGGUCAAAAUGCAGCGGCUUAGCCUGGACCAUCUACAUAACAUGACUGGUCUGGAAUACAUUCUGCUUCAUGCUCAAGAACCUAUAUUGUAUAUUAUUCGAAAGCAACAUAGGCACACUCCAACACAAGCUACUCCUUUGGCUGACUAUUAUAUAAUUGCUGGAGUGGUGUAUCAGGCCCCUGAUUUGGGAUCUGUAAUAAACUCUAGAAUGCUGACAGCAGUGCAUGCCGUUCAGUCUGCAUUUGAUGAAGCCAUGUCUUACUGCCGAUACCAUCCCUCUAAAGGGUACUGGUGGCAUUUCAAGGAUCAAGAGGAGAGGGAUAAAGUAAAACCAAAAUCAAAGAAGAAGGAGGAGCCUAGUUCAAUAUUUCAGCGUCAAAGAGUAGACAUGUUACUUCUGGAUAUCCGGCAAAAAUUCCAGCCCAAGUACAUUCAGCCAAAAUCUGGUGACAAACCUGUACCAGUGGAGCAGGUGAAAAAGGAAUCUGAGCCGGCAACUGAAACAAUCAAACAGGAGGAAAAAGACUCGACAAAGAACUCGCAGCAGAGUUCAACAACCAAAGCUCCUCCCGAGAAACGGAUGAGGCUGCAGUGAAGAGGUAUUCCUCUCACUAACUCGUCAACCCCCAGGCUCUGUUCUUAAGGGCUGCUGAACUCUUGUGUUUUCAUUUCAUACAGAGUAAUUAUUUUUUUGUUUGCUUCCACACUGCAAGCACAAAGUGAGUACAUUCUCUGGGAGAAUCUUAACCCUUGCAGUUCCUGAGUUCUUGUCUACUUCCGAAUUAACAGAUCUUGUUGCUUUGAACAUUAUUUUCUUGCUGUGGUUGAAAUAAGAUGGGAUCAUUGAAAGACGCACAAAGCUACCAUUUUAAGAGUUGCAGGAUAAGAGGAUUAAAGUUGAUACCAAGUGAUACCAUUGGUACUUAGCCAUUUAGUAUCCAUUUAAAAAGGAUGCUUUAUCUAAGAGCCACAAUUUAUUAAAAUCAAAAAUCUGGAAAUCUGAAACAAAAAUAGAAAAUGCUGGAAGCACUCAGCAGGUGGGGCACCAUCUGUGGGGAAACAAUGCAGGUUUCAAGUUGCAGAAACAUUCCGACAAAGGGCCUUUGACCUGCAAUGUUAAAUCUGUUUCUGUCUCCACUGAUGCUGCCUGACUGCCGAGUGUUUCCAGCAACUUCUGGGUUUUUUUUGUCUCCUUUUAACUGAUGUCAGUACCAUCAUCUGUUGCUUAAAGUUUCUUCUGUAUGUUCUACAAUAGCCUGCAGUAUGAGAAUGCUGCCAAACAUCAUUUCACAGAUACUUAAUGAAUGUUUCUGAAAAUGAAGUUGUGUGAAUAAUUUGGCUUUUAAAGUGUUUUUUUAAUGGUGUGAUUGAUGAUGUAGUUUUCUGAGAAGCAGCUAGUUUUGUGUUUCUGAAUAAAGAACUCUGAAAUUG
Messenger RNA from Pristis pectinata (smalltooth sawfish), 1689 nucleotides. RefSeq names its product mediator complex subunit 6 (gene med6). Bases 113 to 853 code for a protein of 246 amino acids. Gene Ontology annotation, cellular component: core mediator complex; mediator complex. Lineage: Eukaryota; Metazoa; Chordata; Chondrichthyes; Rhinopristiformes; Pristidae. Gene Ontology annotation, biological process: regulation of transcription by RNA polymerase II. Gene Ontology annotation, molecular function: transcription coactivator activity. The transcript has 8 exons. The record is from RefSeq and is a predicted model, not a curated record.